Neogale vison (American mink) is the source of this 456-nucleotide messenger RNA. RefSeq lists its product as uncharacterized. The record is from RefSeq and is a predicted model, not a curated record. The coding region runs from base 1 to 456 and encodes 151 amino acids. The transcript has a single exon. NCBI's taxonomy places the organism in Eukaryota, Metazoa, Chordata, Mammalia, Carnivora, Mustelidae.
AUGCCAGCGGCGGCGGAGGCCCCGCCCAUAGAGCAAACGCAGCCAAUGGUCGCGCUGAGGCGGGACUUCCGCUGUCCCGCGGAGGGCGGGGGAGCGAACUGUUGUGGUGCGGAGCCUUGGGCGGGCGGCGGCCGGGCGGCCCAGGGGCUGCCGCGGGACUCGGGGCGCAGCCGAGCGGCUGCAGGGGUGGGGCGAGCCGGACGCGCCCCGGGGCCCGGGCGCCGCGGGUUCGAAGCCGGGCCCCGCGCGGGGAGGCCGCGCCACCCCGGGGGAGCUGCCCGGCGGCGAGUUUGCCCCGCAGCCGAAAGAAGGCGGGAGCCGGCGGGGGCCCUGGAAACCCCCUGGCAAGCCGGGUCCAGAGUCCCCGGGGACCGGUUGCUUCCUGGGACGCCCUCCCGGACGCCCCCGCCGAAGGGUAACGGUUCUGGGCCCCCGGCAGAAGGCACCUCCGGGUGA